AUGCUCAGCUCCGGCCGAGGACGGCCCUCCCCUUCCCGAGGCUUCCCGGAGGGAGCCGGCGCCAGCUCAGGCUCCGACCGGCCAGCUCUGCAGGACUCGAGCCGAGGCAGCCAGUACACCCGCGCAGUGAGGCGACGGACCGGGGAGGACCGCCGCCGCGGCCCCAUGAAGGGGGUGAGACUGACGGGCGCGCGGGCCAAUGCGGAGGCAGAAUUCAGGGCUGGGAAAAUUGAGCCGAGUCAUCCCAUCUGGCGGCUACCCCGGGAGCAGCAGCUCUGCGCGGUGACCCGGGCUCCAGCCGCACCUGCCGCAUCGCCACGUGACCGCAGUUCCAUGGACCAAACACCGGGAAGAAUGCUGGGCCAGCCCCUUUCCAGCCCCACCACCCAGUCCAAGAAGAAAAGCAUGUCAGUGAUGUCUUUCUUUUCCAAGGUCUCUUGGAACCUGAGGCUUCAGAAGCAGGAACCUCUGAAGAAUGUGUUUUUCAUCUUGGCAGAGACAGCCCGGGACCCCAGUGUUAAAAAGCGUCAUAUGGUGAUGAGAGGCCUGGGAACCAUGGCCUGUGAGACCCCGGACAAGGUGAGAAAGUAUAAGAAGAUUAUCCUAGACCUGCUGGUGCACGGUCUGUAUGACCCAGUGAGCUCUGAAGUCAUCCAUGAAAGCAUGAAGACCCUGACCAUCAUCCUGGGCAAGAUGCAGGGAAAAGCCCUGGGCUCCUUCUUCAUAGACAUCACCCUCCAGACCCGGACUCUGCUCGAUGAUGAGAAUGACAGCCUGAGAUACUCGGCCUUUGUCUUGUUUGGGCAACUGGCUGCACUUGCUGGACGGAAGUGGAAGAGGUUCUUUACCCGUCAGGUGAAGCAGACUCAAGACUCCCUCCUGACCCACUUACAGGACAGGAAUCCCCAGGUGGCCACGGCCUGCAAAACAACUUUUCAAGCCUGUUCUCCAUAUCUGAGACAAAGCAAGGACUACAGCUUCCAGAAUGAGGAGGAUCAAAGGAACCCGAAACUCUGCCGGCAGCUGAGCCACUACCAUCCCGAGCUCCUGCAGUUCUUCUAUGCAAAUAAAAUCCUGUAA
Rangifer tarandus platyrhynchus (Svalbard reindeer) is the source of this 1080-nucleotide messenger RNA. The record is from the annotation of a GenBank genome assembly. Lineage: Eukaryota; Metazoa; Chordata; Mammalia; Artiodactyla; Cervidae.